UAGGGAAGGGCCCAUUCAUUCAUGCUUGGCUCCGGGUGGAGAGCGGCUCCAAUUACCCGCAGUCAGCCCGGGAUGAGCUUGUCGUCUCGGUGCGAGUCCCUGCGGCUCCCAGUGUAAGCUGCAAGCGUGGUGAGUGAAGCGGCCGCGAACAGGCGACUCUAACACCCGGGACGUCCAGCAAACCGCAGCAAGAAUGACAGAGAAAGAGGCGUUGAAUGAUUCCAACUCUCCGCAGCACGAUGAAAAACCUGGAUCUCCGGUCCAGAAACUGAAGUCAAUCUUUCAGAAGAAACAGAAAGAAACCAGCAAAGAAGAGAUUCUUCCUCAGCAGCUGAAUGGCGAAAUUGUGAACACAGGGGGAGGGGUGGUCUACUAUUACUACGAUGAUGACGAUGACGAGGAGGAAGUGAAGGAGGAGUUGCCGCCACCAGAGCCCCCCAGGCCUGUUAACGACAAGCCCCACAAGUUCAAGGACCACUACUUCAAGAAGCCAAAGUUCUGCGAUGUGUGCGCACGGAUGAUUGUCCUAAAUAACAAGUUUGGCUUGAGAUGCAAAAAUUGUAAAACCAACAUCCACCAUCACUGCCAGUCAUAUGUCGAGUUCCAGAGAUGUUUCGGCAAGAUACCUCCUGGUUUCCGCCGAGCCUACAGCUCUCCCCUCUACAGUAACCAGCAGUUCGCCUGCAUCAAGGAGCUUCUCCCAUUCUCUGUGGCUAACCGGUCGGACCCUGUUUACGAGACGCUCAGGACGGGCGUGGUGAUGGCGAAUCGCGAGAGGAAGAAGAAUUCGGAGGACAAAAAGAAUCCUGCGCAAAUGGUUGAUGAAGAACUUGAUAUCCCCAAGCCCGGCGAGGAGCUCGGGUCAGGAGUUGGAGAGGCAGCAGACAAAAAGGACAAGAAUAAUCCAGAUGAAGCAAAGAACAAAAAGCCGCAGCCAGGGAUGCGAGGUGGUUUCUCCCAGACUCACUACUUUGUGGCGUUGUACAGAUACAAAGCCCAAGAGAAGGAUGAUCUCGAUUUCCAUGCAGGCGACAGGGUAACUGUCUUUGACGACUCCAAUGAGGAAUGGUGGAAGGGUAAAAUUGGAGAGAAGUCUGGAUACUUCCCAGCAAACUACAUCAUCAGAGUGCGUGCAGGAGAGCGUGUUCAUAAAGUAAUCAGGUCAUUCGUUGGCAACAAGGAGAUGGGCCAGAUUACCCUGAAGAAGGAUCAGAUUGUGGUGCAGAAGGGAGAGGAGGUCAACGGCUACAUCAAAGUGUUCACGGGCAGGAAAGUGGGAAUGUUCCCCGUUGAUUUUCUGGAGGAAAUCUGAGCACGUGCAGAAACCAGGAGAAGCCUGGAGAUGGUGGUUCCAAGUCCGUACAAGCGCCCAACCUCCCCGCGUGUGAAGAAACUGUCUCCACCUGUCCGUGUGGAAGAAACAUAUUUCAUGGUUGUAUCUGAACCAGUGGGAGUGAAUCUUCUAGACAAAAAUGGAGGACUCUUGCUACGGAGAUCUAAGCAUACCUUGGUGUGUUAGGAAAACUUUAUUUUGAAGAUAAAAGACUAGCUGAUUUUAUUUGUGUACUUAGCGUAGCACAAAUUUGCCAUCUUGUGUGAGACUUCUUGGUGUUAAUUUAUGAUUUUAUUUGCAGGAAUUUGGAUGAAAAUAUUUGAGGUAAAUGGUGACUGUAAAUUUGCAUAAUCCAUGCCCAUAAUGUGAUGGGUUUCUGGAAUGCAUUCAUCAUUGUUACGAAACGACAAAAUGAUGGAUUUUUCGAGUAUGGCUUAUUGACUAGGCCAGCUCGAAUGAUUAGACUAAGAACUACAAUGACAGGGCGCCACGCCAGAGUUGGGACUGGAAUGAGGGCCAGGAGACUUCAUUCAUGGCUGAGUCUGUAGCCUUUAAUGCCAACGUAAGCGCUUGAAAUUCUGCUGGGGCUUUCUCUACCCAAAGAGUUUAAUUUCCAUUUCGACAAUCCUAAUGACUCUUGGCUAGGGAAACAUUCCAGUCUUGAACCUGAUACCCAGGCAGCUGCUGUGACAGAUAGAACAUGGGGAUGUGACAUGCUGUUAACUGCAAGGGCGAGUGUAAUGGAUUUUUCCCUGUGCCUCAGGAAGAUGUUUCCCAAAAGGAAAUGAGGACAGAGCAGCUGUAAUUAUUGUUUUGCCAGCAGAUACGCUCUGAGGGAAGGAAUGGGUUGUGUGUUUAUCUGCAGCCACGGAUCAGUUGUGGGGACCUGAGAGAGGCCAUUUUCCAGCCCUCAGCACAGGCCGUUGAUCGAAUGACACAUUGAGGUAAAUGGAUACUAAGGUAUGACUAGACUAAGCAUAUUUCAUUGUGAGCUAUUUCUGUGAAGGAGUCGAUAUGGAAUUGGAGACAGGUCAGGAAUAUAGUGCAGGUGGAGUGGGACUAUUCAGAGCCCUUGGUGUGUACGUGUGCGUGUGCACGGGUGCAUGCACACUAGAUCCUUGAACAAACUUACUGUCAUUAGCUAUCGGCAAUGACUUUUCAUUAUUUUCUGCUAUUUUUGGGUCAAUUCUGCAGGCUGCAAUUAAUUUUGAUGCUGAAAUAUUUCAGUUUUGCUGUGAUAGAUUUAUUUUUAGCUACGUCCAAUUUGAAUAUACAUCCUCUAUCCCGACGGGCCUCGUUCACUUCACCGGGUGUGGGCUUCACUGGCAAUGCCAGCAUUUAUUGCCCACCCCUUACUGCCUCCUGAACUGAGGAGACAGCUAACCAGGCAAGGUGGGUCUGACUGGAUAAGGGCAUCAGAUUUCCACAACCGAAGGUCAUUAGUGACCCAGACAAGUUUCUACAACAAUCUUGUUGUUUCAUAAUUAUCAUUAUUAUAUAUAUUUUUAAAUUCCAGAUAUAUUAAAUUAUGUGCAUUUCAAUUACAUA
Amblyraja radiata (thorny skate) is the source of this 2881-nucleotide messenger RNA. RefSeq names its product SH3 and cysteine rich domain 3 (gene stac3). NCBI's taxonomy places the organism in Eukaryota, Metazoa, Chordata, Chondrichthyes, Rajiformes, Rajidae. Gene Ontology annotation, molecular function: protein binding. The transcript has 12 exons. Gene Ontology annotation, biological process: positive regulation of voltage-gated calcium channel activity; positive regulation of protein localization to plasma membrane; skeletal muscle contraction. Bases 194 to 1312 code for a protein of 372 amino acids. The record is from RefSeq and is a predicted model, not a curated record.